GAGUCACCAAUUAAACACAAACCCAGACGUCUCUCCUUCCUCACUGCCCAAACUAAACCCUUAAUUUCUUCUUACCUGUUUCUGAUUCUCGGCACAAAGAAGAAGGGAAAAAGUAAAAGAGAGAAAAAUGAGUUCAACUGCGAGAAGAGCUUGGAUUGCAGCUGCUAGCAUUGGAGCUGUGGAGGCGUUGAAAGAUCAAGGGAUCUGCAGAUGGAACUACGCCCUCAGGUCACUGCAGCAGCAUGCCAAGUCCAACAUGAGAUCCUAUAUUCACGCCAAGAGGCUGUCUGCUCCAUCCUCUUCUAUGGUGUCUAGUAAGAUGAGAGAAGAACAGAUGAAGCAAUCUGAGGAAUCAUUCAGAAAAGUUAUGUAUUUGAGCUGUUGGGGUCCCAACUAAUGUUGUACAUAUUUCUUCCAAAAUUUAAUUAGUAUUUUAAAAGAUGGCUCUGCCUAUCUGCCCUUUUUCAUUUCA
Malania oleifera is the source of this 472-nucleotide messenger RNA. RefSeq lists its product as uncharacterized. The transcript has a single exon. NCBI's taxonomy places the organism in Eukaryota, Viridiplantae, Streptophyta, Magnoliopsida, Santalales, Ximeniaceae. Bases 128 to 397 code for a protein of 89 amino acids. The record is from RefSeq and is a predicted model, not a curated record.